UCCAGCCCCCAGUUUGCCUGGCUACAGGUGCCUCCCGGUCUCAGCAUGGCACUGCCCUGGGCCCUUGCUGUUCUGAGCCUUCUUCCUGUGCUGGAUGCCCAGAGCCCAGCGUGUCCCAAUGUGACGGCGCCACCCAUCACCAAUGCCACCCUGGACCGGAUCUCUGGCAGGUGGUAUUAUAUCGGCUCAGCCUUCCGAAACCCUGAGUACAACGUGUCGGCUAGAUCGAUCCAGGCGGCUUUCUUUUACUUUUCUCCUAAUUACGUGGAAGACAAGAUCAUCCUCAGAGAAUACAUGACUAUUGGGAACCAGUGCAUCUAUAACACCAGCAUCCUGACGGUCUAUCGGGAGAAUGGGACCAUAUCUAAGCAUGAGUGGGGAAGAGAACACUUUGCUGACCUGCUGUUCACCAAGGACCCCAAGACCUUCAUGCUUGCCAAUGCCAGGACAGACGAGCAGAACAAGGGGCUGUCCUUCUACGCGGACAAGCCGGAGCUGACCCAGGAGCAGAUGAAAGAGUUCCAUGAGGGCAUCUCGUGCCUGGGCAUUGACAAGUCCGAAAUCACGUACACCGAUGAGCAAAAGAAUCUGUGCGGGCCACUGGAGAAGCAGCACGAGGAGGAAAGGAAGAAGGAAAACGAGGGCUCCUAAGAGGACACAGUGCUGGGUUAGGACCUUGGGGGACUUUGGGGGCCCAUCCUCAGCCCCUCGCCCACACUUUGUACCUCAGUUCUUUCCCUCAGUUGCAUCAAUAAAACUUCUGUAUUUUGUACAGGCA
Messenger RNA from Camelus dromedarius (Arabian camel), 778 nucleotides. Its product is annotated as alpha-1-acid glycoprotein. Lineage: Eukaryota; Metazoa; Chordata; Mammalia; Artiodactyla; Camelidae. Gene Ontology annotation, biological process: regulation of immune system process. The coding region runs from base 46 to 651 and encodes 201 amino acids. The transcript is spliced from 6 exons. The record is from RefSeq and is a predicted model, not a curated record.